Kickxella alabastrina is the source of this 663-nucleotide messenger RNA. RefSeq lists its product as uncharacterized. The transcript has a single exon. The record is from RefSeq and is a predicted model, not a curated record. Bases 98 to 592 code for a protein of 164 amino acids. Lineage: Eukaryota; Fungi; Kickxellomycota; Kickxellomycetes; Kickxellales; Kickxellaceae.
UUUCCUGAAUAACCCAAGCUUACGCACACACACACAGACGCACACAAAACUUCAACCGCCCUUUCUACCCUUUUUCCAAACAUAAAAAACAAUAACCAUGAAGUUCAAUUCCAUCCUCGCCAUCAUCACCACCACGGUUCUCAGCACCAAGGUCCAUGCCGCCGCCGAUAAGGAAGCGACCGCAUCUUGCGCCAAAGCCUGUGAAGUAGCCGCCGAAGUUCAACGUCAGGACUGUAAUACUGUUUGUCUUAAAUUUGCCGAACAAGGUAUUCCUUUCCUCCCCGCCAUAGCCACUCCGGUAGUCACCGCCGUGGUCACUGUUUCGGCUAAUACUGUUACGGCCACAGUCAAGUCUGGUUCCUCUGCUUCUCCCGCUGCUUCUUCGGCAGCAGCAGCAGCUGCUGCUGCAUCGAAGAGCUUGGAUGCUCAAAGUCAGCUGGAGAAUAAGGGUAAGGCCCAGGAUGAGAAUAAUAGUGAGGAUCGUGCAAAGAACGCAAGUGCUUCGGCGUCGGAUGAUAUGUCCAGUGGUGCGGAUAAGACGGUUGUUGGAAUGGGCGUGGUAGCUAUUGUUGCACUGGGAUAUCUUUUCUAAAUCUUUUUAAAAAAAUUUCUUACAAUCAUAAUAUAAAUUCGGUAAUAAUUUAUCUCCAUACACAUUUCAAC